Molecule: messenger RNA, 685 nt
Organism: Rhinichthys klamathensis goyatoka
Lineage: Eukaryota; Metazoa; Chordata; Actinopteri; Cypriniformes; Leuciscidae
Gene: gtsf1
Exons: 7
Coding region: 44-595 (183 amino acids)
Source: RefSeq, a predicted model, not a curated record
AGACGCAAGGCCACAACCACCCAGACCUCCAGAGGAAGCAAGCAUGGCCACUAUUAGAUUCGGAAGUACCGUCGGUCCGUCUGGAGUAAACUCUGAAAAUCAACCGAACAGCUGGAAUGAACAGAGUGCUUAUGGUGAAGACGCUCUCACUGAUGAUGCUGACCCCAACAGGAUUGUGCAGUGCCCAUAUGACAAAAACCACCAGAUCAGAGCAUCUCGCUUCCCGUAUCAUGUUCUCAAGUGCAGAAAGAACCACCCCAAACUUGCCAGUGAGCUAAAGACCUGCCCCUUCAAUGCCAGACACUUGAUUCCCAGGCAUGAGUUGUCUCAUCACAUAACAAACUGUGAGGACAAGAGGUCUCUGAACGCUGAAGAGGGGAAUAUAGAGGUCCUGGAGAAGUUCCAGGUGCCCGUUAACACCUGCACAAACCCUUCACCUAAUGAGGACUGGGAAACAGAGACUGAUGAUAAUGCUGCCAUGUUUGUCUGGGGUGAAUCCAACAACCAGCUUGCUCAAAACAAGCCAGAGCCAUCUACCACCAUCAGUUUAUCCGAUGGACUACGGGCACCACGGACUCUGCCAUGGAAACUCUAACUUGAUUCACAUUCUUGCUCUGCUGAAGACACUUUAUGGUUGGACCUCUUCGGCAGCCCUGCAGAAAGGCUGAAUAUAUUCAUAUGUGUA